CGGUACGGAAAGUUGAUUGUUGGAUACUAGGGGGUUUGGCAAUUCAAAAUGACUGAAAUCAAAAACCUCUGCUGUCUUCUCUACGGGCCUGGGAAGGCACGAUUUGAGAACCGUGAGGUUCCUCCGCUCGAUGAUCCCCACGACAUUCUCGUUCGCAUUGCAUACGUGGGUGUUUGCGGCAGCGAUGCUCAUUUCUGGACCCAUGGCGGUGUGAUGCGCAUGGUAUCUGACGAAAAACCACUCGUCAUGGGCCACGAAGCGUCUGGAAUCGUCCACUCCAUCGGACCAGCAGUAACAAGCGUCGUCCCCGGGGAUCGAGUCACCAUCGAACCCGGCUUUUCCUGCCGAAGGUGUAAGCAGUGCAAAGUGGGGAAGUAUAACCUCUGCGCAGACAUGAAGUUUGCAGCCGAUCCUCCCGAUAACCACGGCACGCUGGCUCGCGUGUUCCGCACCCCUGAAGACUUUGUGUACAAGAUCCCAGACUCCGUGUCCCUGGAAGAGGGUGUUCUCGUGGAACCGUUGAGUGUUGCGGUCCACGGUGCUCGGCUUGCUGGUCUUUCCGCUGGGCAGACUGUACUUGUGCAGGGAUCGGGGACCAUUGGCCUUCUUGCCGCUGCGACGGCGAAGGCAUUCGGUGCGAAGGAGGUUUUUCUGUCGGACAUUAACCAGGUCAAGCUUGAUUUUGCGAGGGGUUUCGUUGGUUGUAAGACAUUCAUGCCGGAUCUCAAGUCUACGCCUGACCGGGAAGCUGCGAGGAUGAAGGAGGAGUUGGGUCUUGGAGAGGGAGUGGAUGUCGUUCUAGAGUGCACAGGAGUUGAAUCAUCGGUCCAGACGGGUAUCUAUGCAUCCGGACCGGAUGGCGUGGUUGUUCAGAUUGGACUUGGGAAGCCAGAUCUGACUCUUCCGAUUUUGCACAUGUGUGAGAAAGAGACGGUUUUUAAAACGGCGUGGCGAUAUGCUCCGGGAGAUUAUGAGAUCGCUCUUUCUUUACUCAGCUCUGGCAGGAUCUCGGUGAAGGCCUUGAUUAGCACCAUUGUUCCCUUCGAAAAGGCGCCGGAGGCUUGGGAGAUGACGAAGAAUGGGCAGGGUAUCAAAAAUCUUAUCCGAGGAGUUCAGGAUGAUUAA
Molecule: messenger RNA, 1125 nt
Organism: Aspergillus steynii IBT 23096
Lineage: Eukaryota; Fungi; Ascomycota; Eurotiomycetes; Eurotiales; Aspergillaceae
Product: NAD(P)-dependent alcohol dehydrogenase
Exons: 3
Coding region: 49-1125 (358 amino acids)
Biological process (GO): D-sorbitol catabolic process
Molecular function (GO): zinc ion binding; L-iditol 2-dehydrogenase (NAD+) activity
Source: RefSeq, a predicted model, not a curated record